This is a messenger RNA of Arachis stenosperma, 853 nucleotides long. Its product is annotated as agamous-like MADS-box protein TM6. The transcript is spliced from 7 exons. The record is from RefSeq and is a predicted model, not a curated record. NCBI's taxonomy places the organism in Eukaryota, Viridiplantae, Streptophyta, Magnoliopsida, Fabales, Fabaceae. The coding region runs from base 517 to 780 and encodes 87 amino acids.
CUCUAUUCAUUUACAGCACCAAAUCAAACGAGCUCAACCCAGCUUCUUCUUCUCCGUCGACCAGCUUCUUCUUCUCCUUUCCUCACCCACAGCGCCACCGCCGGCUACCCUAACCGCCGCAGCUACCUUCUCCUUCUUCUCCUCUUCUUCUCCUCUUCUUCUUCUCCUUCUUCUCCAUCAUCUCCUCCAGUCAAUGCUGCGGCUACCUUUGCGCAAGCCCUAGCUCCGUGGUGACCAAAAUCGGUUCCACCGUCAGCCGCAGUUCCACCUCUCUCUUUCCCCCCUGUUCGAACUUUCUGUCAAGGGGAGGGGAGGCUGUAGAGAUGACUACUGACUAUGAACCUAAUACUGAGUAGGGCAGCAUUGAGAACAGAGGUGGCUUUGUCUCAAACAUGCCAGGAACUUGAGUUUCGUAUGCUGUGAUAUUAGUAGAAGAUCUAAGAAGGAGAAAUGCUUCAUGGAAGAAGAGAUUGAUAACCAUACAAAUCUUUGGUAUUGAUUGGUUGUUCAGCAGAGAUGGUAAUAAAAACAGUUGAAUUGCUGAAAGGCUUUGCAUCUCAUGAAGAGAUUAUGGAGAUUCUUGCCACAGUGGCUGCAGAUUUGGGGGAUGUCAUCGAUUUCCAUGUGAUCAGAACUCGAACUGAAACCUGUAGGAAAAAGGUGAAAAGCUUGGAGCAUAUGAACGGAAAUCUCCUUCUUGAACUUGUUCAAGAAGAAUUCAUGCACAUAUGGCUGAUGGAUGCUGAUUCAUGUCCAUUUUUUAAGAAAGAAUUCAGUUAAUCUUUCUGUAAUAUAUGUAAAAUUGUGUAAAAUUUAGUAUGGUUGAAUAAUAUACUGAGGAUUAUAGUUGAUA